Messenger RNA from Musca domestica (house fly), 2219 nucleotides. RefSeq names its product lipase 3. Lineage: Eukaryota; Metazoa; Arthropoda; Insecta; Diptera; Muscidae. The coding region runs from base 784 to 2064 and encodes 426 amino acids. Gene Ontology annotation, molecular function: hydrolase activity, acting on ester bonds. The transcript has 3 exons. The record is from RefSeq and is a predicted model, not a curated record. Gene Ontology annotation, biological process: lipid metabolic process.
CAAAAAAAAAACGAUGUGUGGUGGCGGUAUUCACUUUAAUACCAAUGCCAGGUCUUGCCCAGUCAGUCGCAUAAAGACACUUGAUCAUACAUUACCGUUCGCUUCUUCACUUGGCCUGACAAACGGAAUAACUCGGAAAAAGUUUCUCCGGUCUUUCAGAUGCAAGCCCAUGCUGGCCGAGCACGUGUACUGACCAUAUUCCGCUUACCUCUAUAAGGAACAACGAAAAGUACUGGUUAGACAGUGAUUGUGAAGAAGUUCAAAAGGUGGUGGCAACGGCGGUUUAACGUUGCACCUUGAUCCUCCUCAUCAUCAUCAUCGUCAUUACCGUUCAGUGGUGUAAUCGGCAAAGAAGUUGUUGUUGUAGAAAAGAACCGGUUAAAUGUGUUGCACACGUUCGCUUCUGUAUUUAUUAUUGCGGUUUUGUUGCUGUUAAUUUUGUGUUUGCUGCAGUUGUCAAGUCGAAUGGUCGUGCACGUAUUGUUUCAUAAUCGAAUGAAAAUCGAUGGCUAAACUCAAAAAUUGCCGCAAUACAAAUAUUCGAAAUUGAAAUUCGAAUGUCAUAUUGAUAUAGUGACAAAAUGAACUAAAACAUUCGAGCCCAAAGAGGGGAGCGCCACUUACGAUACCGUCUAUGAAUGUAGACCGAAAAUAAAUAAACGACCCUGAAGACAAAACAGAAAACAUCUGUCCAUACUGUGCCAGGCCAAACACACACACACACACGCACACACACAAUCAACGAGAACAACAUCGCCCACGCUCUAUUCUUCGGGGCGAAGGAUGAUUAGGCGGAUUGGGUACACAGGGAUGAUAGGUUCCUUUCGAUGGCGACCAAUUGAACCGCAGCUUGUUGUCUUACUGCUAGUCUACAGCUGCAUGUGGAGGCAACUCGAUGCGGUGUUUUCCCCCUAUCGGCAGAAUCGUGAGAUCAUCAUAACAGAUGCGGUGAGGCGUAUACGUCAUGACGGCUUUCCCGUUGAACAUCACAAAGUGCAAACUAAAGACGGAUAUGUGUUGACACUGCAUCGCAUACCAGUUCUCCAGCGCUUUUCGAAUGGAAGAGUCCGCGUCUUGAGACGACCAACGGUUUUGAUGCUGGCCGGCAUAUAUGCGUCAUCGGAUGCAUGGCUCUUGAAUGGACCGGAGAACUCAUUGCCAUAUUUGCUUUCGAAAAGCGGAUUUGACGUGUGGCUGGGCAACAACAGGGGCAAUAUUUAUUCACGCCGCAAUGUGUUUCUCAAUGCAAGCGAACCAGAAUUUUGGAACUUUUCCUGGCAUGAGAUGAGCGUCUUCGACAUGACAGCCAUGGUUGACUUCAUUCGAAUGUACACGGGUGAGAAGAGAAUGCACUUUGUUGGCAUUUCGCAAGGGGGCACUGUUUUCCUGGUCCUAAACUCUAUGUUGCCCCAAUAUAACGACGUAUUUAAGACCGCCACCCUAUUGGCCCCCGUUGCGUACGUGAGCAACACCAAGGGGGCGUUGGCAAAAGUAUUUGGCCCCUUACUGGGCACGAGAAACUAUGUGUCCAAGGUGCUGGAGGGAGUGGAAAUGGUGUCUACAAAUAAGUAUGUUAAGAAGCUGCUCUCCAUGGCCUGUUUGGAAAAUGAACGACCCCUGGUUUGUGUGAGUCGGCUAUGGCCAGCUGCAGGCUAUGACACAGAGCUUCUCAACAAGACGCUGCUGCCAGACAUAAUGGCCAACUUCCCCGUUGGCGGAUCCUUUAAGCAGAUCAUGCAUUAUUUCCAGGGAUAUAUGUCGAAAAAAUUCCGCCAGUAUGAUUAUGGUCCAGAACAGAAUUUUUUGCGUUAUCAUCAACUGGAACCCCCCGAUUAUUGUCUGGAGAAUGUGUCAGUUCCCACAACCAUUUACUACGCCGAAAACGAUUACAUAGUUUCGGUGGAAGAUAUUUGGAGGCUAAUUCGUCGGCUCAGGUCUAUACAAGCCAUCUAUAAGCUGCCACACAAAAAAUGGAAUCACUUUGACUUCAUCUGUGGCCUGGGAGUGCGCCAAAUAAUUUUCGAUAAUGUGGUCAGCAAUCUUUUAUCCUAUGAAUACGGUUAGGUCCGUACAAACGAAAUCUUCAAUUAAACGAUUAGAGGCCAAAUAAUAAUUUUAUUUUUAUUGAUUUUAAAAUGUGAUAGAAUUCCGAAAGCUAAAGUAUUUAUUCUUCUAAAACGAUAGUAUGUUAAAUAAAAAUAAAUAUGUAAAUACACAGA